Cyprinodon variegatus (sheepshead minnow) is the source of this 2844-nucleotide messenger RNA. It is a transcript of the gene ciarta, whose product is annotated as circadian-associated transcriptional repressor-like. Bases 128 to 1060 code for a protein of 310 amino acids. Gene Ontology annotation, cellular component: nucleus. The transcript has 6 exons. Lineage: Eukaryota; Metazoa; Chordata; Actinopteri; Cyprinodontiformes; Cyprinodontidae. Gene Ontology annotation, biological process: circadian regulation of gene expression; negative regulation of DNA-templated transcription. The record is from RefSeq and is a predicted model, not a curated record. Gene Ontology annotation, molecular function: RNA polymerase II cis-regulatory region sequence-specific DNA binding.
AGCCGCAACACUGAAGCACGGAACACAACAGAACGGGACUCAGUUUGUCUCCAGAUUGGAAGGAAACGGUUUAUUUUCUCAAACAUCAACCUCAACUACCCAGUUUCUGGACUCUUCACACAAAAAGAUGAACACAUUGAGCAAAUCUUCCAAAUGGCCAUCUUAUGAUUCCCUUCCCUCCACCUCAAGCUUUCCCCCCAGCGAGAACGAGCAGACCGAGGACGAGGCAGAUGUCUUCUCUGAGGGAGAGGGGGACAGCGAUUUAAAAAGCCCUCUACAUGCAAAGAUUCAUGACCAUCAAUCUGAGCUCUACUCUGAUGAAGCCAAACAUUUGUCUCUUGAAGCAGCUGCACUCAGACCAUCAUCAGCGACGCCAGGAGAUUUGACCUUUGCUAAAAAAUGCGCUGAUUUGCACAGAUAUACCCACCCUUUGCUUGAGCUUCUAAAGGGAUUAAAAACUGGACGCUUUGAGAAAGGCUUAACCAGCUUCCAGCAGAGUGUUGCCAUAGACAGAUUACAGCGAAUUCUUGGAGUCCUACAGAAGCCUGAAAUGGGUGAGAAAUACCUCCAGAAUCUGCUGCAGAUAGAAAUGCUGCUCAAAAUGUGGCUCCCUCAGGAGUCAUUCAAGCCUGUGGACAAACCCAAGCAGACCAGCACUCCCACACUCACCUCACACUGGAGGAAAAACCAACUCCACAUUCCUGUCAAGAAAAGGAAGCUGAGCUGGUCAGACCCAGAUGUCACAGCGUCAGUCCCAGCUAAGCAGAGCUGUCGUCAGCAUGAAGAACACGAGAGCUGCCUUACUUCUACAUGUCUUCCUCUAUCGCCUGAAAAUCUGACCACGCUAGAGGACAAAACAGCAGAAAUGGACAACUGCUCAGAAGGGCAAAGAUUUCCAAAAAGGACUAACCCCAUAAGCGGGUCUCAUUCAUGUAUCAGGGAGGAACAUGAGAACCAGAAACCGACUGAGGAUUUUCUCCCCUCUCCUUGCGGCAGCCCUGCUACGCAGGUCUAUUCAGUGUCUUCAAGCAACAGUGUUACUGCAAUCGACUCACCGUAACUGACCUUGCUAUCACAUGGAGGGAGCUCAGCUCAUCCGUUAGAGUAGACCCGAUUACAUAACCAUAAAGUUUGGCAGGAGGCCAUCCUGUGAUGCCUGCGAGGCACAUUAAACCAGAUUAGAUGGGAAAGACGCUUAUUGACCACCAACCCUCUGGGUUUCUUUUUCUUAAGAGGCCGUUUCAUUUUACAAGCCAUUGUUUGGAGGAAGGUUAUGUUUUUGUAUGAAACUAGGUUGAAGAAGUUUGGAAAUAUUUUAUAUAUUUUUUUGUGUUGAAGCAAUUGUCGCUGUUUUUUUUUUGUAUUUUCUUUUUUACAUAAUGGAUGGAAGCCUGAAAAGUUGCAGCACAUCAUUUUAAAUAAUAAAAAGAAAAUAAUUAUUAUUUUUUGUAUUCUUAUUAGCUCUUGUUAGUAAGAAGGUGAUCUCUUGUGCAAAGCUCAGUUAAAAAGAGCUCAGACAUAUUUGAUAUUGUGCACUAAAACAGUUUUUUUUUUUUUUUACUGUUUUAAGCUUUUUACAAAUUGUAAGGCAGUCUGAAAAGAUGGGGUGCAGGAAAUCUUCACUGUUGCUAAGCUAGUACUGGUAUUAGUUAGAAACACAUGAUGAUAUUGGUGACACACAGUUAAUGUUUUUAAAUCUAAUCUACACUGCAGUAAUUUCAUGAGCCUUAAUGUUGAUUACUGACCAUUUGUGAAGUAAACAUUUCAUUUAGACUGUGAUUUUUAAGAUAUUUUUAGUCAAUAAAAAAAACAUUGACAAGAAGAAAGGCACUUUUUGAGCAUAUCACCUUCUAAAGCCAGUUUGCUUUGUUUUUCUUUGUGACUUGGAGGCACUCAGAAAUUAACUUGAUCUUCCAUUGCCUGUUAUCUCCUUCCGACUUCCAUUUAAUGUAUCUCUGGUAGAUCUGGUCUUUUUUGCAGACAUUUUCCCCUCUCUACUUUCUUAAUUUUUUUUUAUUUUCUAAAUAAAUUAAGCCCAAAAUGAUGUAAAGAUGUAAGGCUUCUACCAAGAUCUGCCAAAGACACAUCCGAAAUGUCUUAAAAUGAUGACACAAAUAUAAAUUAGACAUGCUUAACCUUUAAUGGUAAAAGGUGAAAUAAUAAAAUAAAGGUGAGCAAAAUAAAAAUUCUGCCUAUUGCACUCAUAUGUAGUGAGUGUGCCAAUGUCUUGAUUUUGUUGGAAUAAUUUUUCAUUAGAGAUUUGUAUCUUUCUGUAAAAGUUAAAUAUAUCUAAGCCUGUCUGCACCUGAAUUUAUUUAUCUGCACUUUGGAUGAAAAUGAGGAAAUGUUACACAUCUGUGAACCACAAAAACAUUAUGUUAUUUAUAAAAAAUUUACUUGAUAUUUUCAUUUCCAUCGCCUGAUUCAUGUUGCACCUUAGAUCGGAGCUUCAGAGGUACUUGAAUGAGAGAUAUGUGGAAAUGUACAGGAAAACAUUUGAGGAAUAAAUGUGUUAUAUGUUUUAAAACAACAUGAGUUGGUAGAAACCACCUGCUGUGCCUCCAUUUAAACAGAUUUAUCCCUCUGAUAUGCUUUUAUAGGUUUGGCAACACUGUUCAAGUGCAAUCAGAGAGAUUACAAUGAAAGAAGUGAACCAUUUCCAUUCGUGAACUCAUUGUUUUUUAUCUUUUGAUAUCAGUUUAAUCUUUUACCACUAUACUUUCCUCAGGUUUCAUUCAUGUUGAAUGACGUCUCAUCUCUGAUGGUUUGUCAUCAGUCAGCCUUACAUAUAAACCACAAAACUAGCAAUGUAUUUGUCUUUUAAAUUAUACAACAAAGAAAAGU